AUGCCGAUUAGCAAUGGAUUCGCAUUUGUCACUGUCAUUGCUCACACUCACGCAUACACCAACGACAGACCACCGACACUGCCACCAGAUCUGGCCUGGGGCUUGAGUCGCGCAUGGCGUAGUCCGCCCAGACCUAGACCAGAUCAACCAUUAGCUAAAUGGUGGUGGCCCAAUGGGAUCAAACGUAAUGGCUUUGCGGCAUCUUUCGUUCCCAAGACGAUUAGCACCGUGGGCAAGCGUACCUCCAGGUACCUUGAAGUAGCUGGACGAGGCAGUUACCACGUCCACAAAAAGCAGCAGCAUCUUAUUCUUCUUACCUCCCCCAGCGUCGAUAAGGUCAUUCACUGA
Messenger RNA from Microdochium trichocladiopsis, 348 nucleotides. RefSeq lists its product as uncharacterized. Lineage: Eukaryota; Fungi; Ascomycota; Sordariomycetes; Xylariales; Microdochiaceae. The transcript is spliced from 2 exons. The coding region runs from base 1 to 348 and encodes 115 amino acids. The record is from RefSeq and is a predicted model, not a curated record.